GCGAUACAGUCGAAAAGUAACCGAAAAUUUAAAAUGACAGGACGAGGCAAAGGAGGUAAAGGUCUUGGAAAAGGAGGCGCCAAACGUCAUCGCAAAGUGUUGCGUGAYAACAUCCARGGAAUCACYAAGCCAGCCAUUCGUCGGUUAGCUCGCCGUGGAGGAGUAAAACGUAUCUCUGGAUUGAUAUACGAAGAAACUCGAGGUGUGUUGAAAGUGUUCCUGGAGAACGUAAUCCGUGAUGCCGUUACAUACACAGAGCACGCCAAAAGGAAGACCGUCACCGCCAUGGACGUCGUCUAUGCUCUAAAACGUCAAGGCCGUACUCUUUACGGUUUCGGAGGUUAAUUAUGCC
Molecule: messenger RNA, 352 nt
Organism: Diuraphis noxia (Russian wheat aphid)
Lineage: Eukaryota; Metazoa; Arthropoda; Insecta; Hemiptera; Aphididae
Product: histone H4
Cellular component (GO): nucleosome
Molecular function (GO): structural constituent of chromatin; DNA binding; protein heterodimerization activity
Source: RefSeq, a predicted model, not a curated record